GUUAAAUUGGCCCUGGUCUGCCACCUGGUGUGGAGAGCAUCCCAGUGAGGAGGCCUUUCUGGAUGGGAGGAAGCAUGAUGAGCGGGAAGAGCCUGCUGCUGAAGGUAGUCCUGGGUCAGGAGCUGGUACGGGGGUGGAAAGUGUUUACUAAGUGAUCCGACUUGAGUGCCAGGUUCCUGUUCCUCUGGGACAGAAAACUGGACAGAACCACAUAUGAUCUGCCUGAGAUGGACCAAGAGCAGCAGAUUCUGAUGGAGAAAGAAACAAACUGUUCCGCGGCAGCGAGUGAACGCCGGGGAAGGGGCAGCAACCUAAACCUGCACAGCUGAAGGCAUGAUUCAUCACACGUCCCUCCUACAACACUGAGCCUACCUUGAGUGUGAGACCGACGCAGGAGGAGUCGGAGAGGAACAACAGGUUUACCUGCAUCACUCGGACAAAUGUUAUUAUGUGGAAUGAACGUGGAGCUAGAACUGGGCGAGCUGCUUCAGGAGUUCCAGGACGUGGUGGAGGAGCUCAGGGCCCCAUCUCACAGCAAACCACACGCUUACCAGCGCAUCCUGCGGGAGGCCAAGAGUCGCACAGGGCAGGGCGAAGACAGCGGAGUUGAGGACUCUGAUUACAGCAGUGAAGCUUCUUUGGGAAACAGUUUGAACACCAGCGAGGAGGAGCUCCACACAGCAGGCAUAACGCUGGCCCCGAAAGCUAAGCUGGGAGACACAAGGGAACUUGAGAGUUUUAUCGACAUGUUGGACCGGGAACUUGCUGAGAUGUGAGCAGAGAGAGAUAGCGAGCCACGCACAGGGGGGAGAAACAGGCCGGGGGCGACAUGGCUGGCUACUGCCGUGCAGACAGGCAGAUCUACACCAGAGCAGAUCUGAGGGAGCAAACGCUCCCCUGGCUGCUCCUGGGAAAAAAGGUUGGCAUCAGAAAUGAAAAGGGCGCGCUCCAGUCCAAAAUGCAAGAACACCCUCAGACCCUUGGCGACGCCACGUCCAUCCAGCAAGACGACGUCCCUUCAGCAUCAGAUCCAGGAUGUGUAACAUAUUCUCGUAACUAGACGAAGCUUCCAUCUGUCAGGGCGUAUUGGGAAACGCUGCCUAGAGUAUAGGAAGCGUGUUUAUGCCAGAUUGGAAAAUCCUGAGUGCUAAGCCAGUAAAGGGCCCUAAAUCCUCAGUGCCAUAUAUUUUUUUUAAAGGAUGCUGAUCUUUAUGUUGUGAAGAAUUACAGAUCGCACUUUAGUUGUAAACCAAUUCCAAAUCCAAAGGGUCCAGAUCUGCUGUGUGAUAUCAAUUGUCAUUUUUAUGCUGACCUUUCCAGUGUACAGUUUUUGUGAAUAUUCAUGUUUUAAUAUAAAUUGUUGUACAGAUGAAUGCACAUAUAAAUAAAGCUACAUUUUGAAUUUA
Messenger RNA from Scophthalmus maximus (turbot), 1406 nucleotides. Its product is annotated as regulator of cell cycle RGCC-like. Gene Ontology annotation, biological process: regulation of cell cycle. The transcript has 7 exons. The coding region runs from base 441 to 776 and encodes 111 amino acids. The record is from RefSeq and is a predicted model, not a curated record. Lineage: Eukaryota; Metazoa; Chordata; Actinopteri; Pleuronectiformes; Scophthalmidae.